AGUUCUUAAAUAUUAAGGCUGGCUUGUGAAAGGCGCUAACAACCAUGUCGAGCAACGAGGUUUUUCAGACACAAUUAUGUACAAUUAUGGAUAUAUUCGUUGAAUCAGCAGUAAGGGAGGUGUCGAGACUCCUAGACGAGUGCUUUGUUGCUGUUAUGGAAAAUGAAGAGAAUAGUUUGCUAAAGAGAGAAAUGACACGCGUGAAUAAAACCAACACGAGAAAGUUUGCAUCAUUCAUGGAGGUGUUGAGUAAAACCUCGACAGAGAAAAUAGCACUGCUAACGUACGUGGUCGAAUCGGAAGUGAGAGUGGUGGAGAAAACAGCUGAAAACAGGCCUCUCCGUCCGGCAGGAGCGAGGACGGAAGAAAAACCACAAAGGGAUGAGGGAUCUGUCUCUGAGUCUAAUCAUCAUGAUGAUCAACCUGACUUUGUCCCCCUGUCCUCACCUGCAUCAGAUGAGGAUUCGCUCCCUCAGUUUCAUCCACAAGACGAGGUUGAUCUUGAACCCCUGGCCCUGUCUGCAACAGACCAAGACAAACGAGACAGGCAGCCAUUCAUCUGUUCUCAUUGUGGAAAAGAUUUCAAGAUGAAAUGUUUAUUGAAUAAACACUUUCGGACCCAUUCAAAACCCUAUAGUUGCUUGCAGUGUGGGAGAUGUUUUAGCUUGAAGAGGCGGCUUGAGGAACACUCCAUGACACAUUCUGGAGAGACACCCUUCAGUUGUGCCGAUUGCGACGCAGUGUUUCGCCAGAAACCUGCUUUGCAGUCACACAUGAAGCGUCACAAAACAAAGACAACGGUCACAUGCACUGUUUGUAAAAAAAAGUUUCUAGGGGAAACAGGACUAGAGAGGCACAAGUGUAUUGGUGAUACACAGAAGACAUUCAGCUGCUCUCUUUGCCCAAAGACCUUCAAGUGGAGACGAAGACUGUUCGAUCAUGAGGCUACGCAUUCAGGGGAGAGGAAGUAUUGCUGUGAAACCUGCGGCAAACUUUUCUUUACCACUUCAACCUUAGCUGUCCAUAAGAGGAGUCAUAUAGAAAAGGAUCAUAGCUGUACUGUAUGUGGCCAACGUUUCAGCGAUGCACCUGCUCUCAGAAAGCAUAUGGUGGUCACCCAUCCUGGAGAAACAAAAGAAAAAUAUUUUGUUUGCGACGUGUGUGGCAAAUGUUUUGGCCGGAAGUGCCAUCUCAAAAGCCAUAUGACUCUACACGGGGCAGAGAAACCUUUUUCUUGUGAUGUUUGUGGAAAAAAGUUUAGUCAAGGUGCUAAUCUCAGCAGACACAAGAGAACUCACACAGGCCAGAAAUUGUAUUGCUGUGACGUUUGUGGUAAAAGGUUCACCCAGUCCGGAACCCUGAAGAUCCAUAAAAUAAGGCACACUGGUGAAAGGCCUUACAAGUGUGAUGUCUGUGAGAAAGCCUUCUUUGAACCUUCCUCCCUCCGGAGUCACAAGAGACGUCACCUUACACUUCAGGAAAAGCUGCAGUCUGGCUCAAAGCUGCAGUCUGGGCCAGUUCAGCCGUCUGGGCCAAAGCCAUAUGUCUGCAAUCACUGUGGUAAAGCCUUCUAUGUGAAAGUUUCUCUGGAUCAGCAUGUGCGUAUUCACACAGGAGAGAAACCGUUCAAGUGUGACGUUUGUGGUGAAGGUUUUAGGUAUCAUCAUUCACUUAAAAUUCACAAGGUCACUCACACAGGGUUGAAACCAUAUUACUGUAAAGUUUGCGGGAAAGGGUUUAUGUACAAUUUCCUUAAAGUUCACAUGCGCACUCACACAGGCGAGAAACCAUUUGAGUGUGAUCAAUGUGGUAAGAGGUUCAGCCAGAAAGGUCAUCUAAAAUCUCACGAGCGUGUGCACACUGGUGUCAAAGCAUUUGUGUGCAAAGACUGUGGGAAUGCCUAUGCCUGUAGACACAAUCUAAAAGUCCACAAGUGCAAGUACAACUGGAAACCAGCUCCUGGAAACAGUGCAGAGGAUUACUGAAGAAACAGGUCUAAGAUGAAUGGCACAGGGCCUCUGAAUAAUAUGGCAGUGUGAAAAUGUUGGUGCUCAAGAACUUACUAAACUAAAUGAAAAAACCUCAAGGUGUUUACGUUGAAAAUGUGACCUGCGUGACAUUCCACCUUAGGAAAAAUCUAAUAUUUUACAAUUGCAGUUAGCUUUGGGCUCUUAAGUACAUUUAAUUAACCUCUAUAGUCAAGCUUUUCUACUUGAAUGUUUAUACUUAAUGAGUGUUAUUGUUUCCCUUUAAUCUGUGUCCACAGGUCUUCCUUUCUUAGAAAAAAAUGCACAAUAACAGAAGAUAAAAUCACUCAGUUAUGGGUGAACUGGGAGAGCGCAAUGGUCCUCUUGACGAACUGGUACAGAGCCAGAUGAUAUAAGGCAACCACAUGUAUCAGCAUUUGGCAACACUUUCUGAACACCCUCUUCUUCCUUUUUGUCAGCUCACAAGAUCAGAAUCGUUCACUGUUUUAAAUACUUAUGACCAAUUUGGUAUGUUUAUUGUUCAAACAAAUUCCACAAUAGAGGCCCUUGAUAGGACCGCAUUAGUUGUCCUAUGACAUGCUCUUCAUUUUACUGCCGAUGGUGGGAACGUUUCUGCUCGCUCGCUUGCUUGUUUCCUAUCGGACAAUAAUACAGAGUGGGAUAAGAGGCCCUCUGUGAUUCCGCCAGCAAGACCUAGCUAGAACAAGAGCCAAUUUAUGCUUUAUCUGAAGUUGUGGUCGGAGGCUACGUAUAGAUGGUGUAACUCAAUUGCAGUGACUCUGGAACAGUGGCAACAACAAAAAUAGGUGGGAUGCAUGCCAGCUAAGCCACAACACUAAACAAUACAUUAAUUGCACUAUAACGGUGGCAAACGGUGCCCACAAACUGUUAUGGCCUACAUAAAGCUGUCCCAACAGCAGACCCAACACCUUACCACUACUACACCUGGCUAUCAGCGGAGCCUUGUCUGGCAGCAAAACAGUUCAUUCAGCCGCAUUUACUGCCUUUUAAAAAAACAUAGCUGAUAUGGCUGACUUGCUUAAACAAAUGUGGUUUCUAUUGACAAUUGAGAUGUACAAACUAUGGCAAAGGGUACGACAAGCGCAUAAGAGGCAAUCUGUAAUUUUGAUUAAGACGUUAAUGAGCGAGCUAGGACGGACGUAGUUAAUAACUUUUUGUUCAGCACUUACGAAAUGUACAGCAACAGAAUUCAGAACAUGGUACAAUGAAAGCUCUUACAAUAUUCAAUGAUUACGUUUCUCAAAAACAGGUUAUAGGCUACGUGUGCAUCACCAAGUCAGAACAGUAGGCGAAAUUAAGAGCUGAAAAUAGACCAAAUUAUUAGGGUGAGGCAAAUGGGCUACUAACAGCUUCCUACACGACAUAUACUUAGUAUUACUUUAUUAGCUACAGUAUACAUAUCUCCCUGGCAUAUUAAAUCAUUUAUGCAGCAGCAUACAAUACAUUUUUGGACUCCCCUUAUUGUGCUGUGCUCACUUGAACAGGAAGGUGGUGCGGCGGUCCUUCGUGGUCAAAUUUUGUCAUCAAAGUCUGGCACUCUGGAUUUAUGGUGCUCUCAAGACAGCUGGGAACUCUGGGGGAGGUGGGGGGGUUGAAUCAUGAUGACGUCUGUGAUCGUCAGGUCGUAGCGCUAUAAAGAGGCCCGAGUUCCCGACUUUACAAUUCCGAGUUGGAUAAAAGUUCAAGACGUAUUUUCAGUCGUAGCUCGUUUUUCCCUGAGUUCCCAGUUGUUUUGAACUCACUAAAGUCAGAUUUUGCAGUUCAGAGUUAAGUUGAGGGGCCUCCCGCAAAGUGCAGCGGUCUAAGGCACCGCAGUGCUAGAUGCGUUACUACAGAUCCUGGUUCAAUACCAGUUAUUUUGAGCACGGCACAACUCAUGCUUCAUUGACAUCAUGGCCAAUGUUGAAUGUUUAUAAUUUUAAACUAGGAAAAGAGACCCUUAAUCUUAGAUUUGGGACCACACAGCCACUACACUGAAUAGCAGGCUAAUGCUUGCUUUGUAACGCUUGCAGUUAGCCACUGAUUCCUUCCAAACCACUCAUUGUUGAAUUUGCGAUUUCUUACUUGUGUAAUGUUUGUCCAAUGGCCGAUGAGCACUGCUACAUUUUAUCUAUAUUUUCUCUUCAUAUGACAAGGAUUAAAAAGGAUUUGCCAGUA
Molecule: messenger RNA, 4166 nt
Organism: Salvelinus fontinalis (brook trout)
Lineage: Eukaryota; Metazoa; Chordata; Actinopteri; Salmoniformes; Salmonidae
Product: gastrula zinc finger protein XlCGF57.1-like
Exons: 3
Coding region: 45-1985 (646 amino acids)
Biological process (GO): regulation of transcription by RNA polymerase II
Molecular function (GO): DNA-binding transcription factor activity; RNA polymerase II cis-regulatory region sequence-specific DNA binding
Source: RefSeq, a predicted model, not a curated record